This is a messenger RNA of Entamoeba nuttalli P19, 946 nucleotides long. Its product is annotated as endo-1,4-beta-xylanase, putative. NCBI's taxonomy places the organism in Eukaryota, Evosea, Mastigamoebida, Endamoebidae. The transcript has a single exon. The coding region runs from base 41 to 946 and encodes 301 amino acids. The record is from RefSeq and is a predicted model, not a curated record.
UUUUAAAGAUAAACUCAAAAAGAAUCAAAAUAUUAUUGUUAUGUUUAUUUUCCUGUUAUCAGUUGUGCUACUUUGUCAUGCUGACAGCGAUGUACAAAAAUACAUUAUUCAUAGUAAUAUUCUUAGUCAGGAUAUAGAGUAUACUUUAUAUAAGCCUGAUGGAUAUUCAGAUAGUAUUAAAUAUCCAAUAGUAUAUUUACUCCAUGGAAUGGAUAGUGAUUGUCAAAGCUUUUAUCAAUAUGGUUUGAAAGAAAUUCUUGAUGACUAUAUUACAAAUAAAAUAAUUAAACCAACAUUAUUUGUUACACCAAAUGCAUUUAAUUCUUUCUAUGUUGAUAAGUAUGAUGGUACUUUUAAUUAUGAGCAAUUCUUCUUUGAAGAAUUUAUUCCAUACAUUGAAGCAUUAGUUUCAGUUGAUACUAAUCAAUCAAAUAGAAGUAUCGCAGGUAUAUCAAUGGGUGGUUAUGGCGCUGCUCUUUAUUCUUUAAAGCACAAAGAACUAUUUUCUGCUUGUUCUCCAAUGAGUCCAGCUUUAUUACCAGAAAAUACUUUAAAAUUAUUAGAUGAUAAUAAUGACAUUAAAAAACUCCUUUUAUCAAUUUUUGGAAAUGAAGAAUAUUUUAAACAAAAUAAUUUUAAUACUAUUGUAAAGUCAUCAUCUAAAGGUACGUUUACUAUGCCAUAUCGUGUUUGUAUUGGUAAACAAGAUUAUUUAUAUCAAUAUGUUAUUCCUUCAAAAACUAUUAUGGAAAACGCUGAAAUGAAUAAUUAUUGGUAUAUAGGAGAUGGAGAGCAUAAUGUUGAAUUUUGGAAGAGUCAAAUUCCUGAUACACUCAAGUUUCUUGACAAAAAAAUCUUAGAUAAUACUGAUAACAGUGGUACCAUUGGUAAUGGUAUUAAUUCUUGGAUUUUAUUAAUUUCCUUAAUCUUCUGUUUGAUGAUUUAA